Messenger RNA from Penicillium cosmopolitanum, 1263 nucleotides. RefSeq lists its product as uncharacterized. The transcript has a single exon. Gene Ontology annotation, molecular function: transmembrane transporter activity. Gene Ontology annotation, biological process: transmembrane transport. The record is from RefSeq and is a predicted model, not a curated record. Lineage: Eukaryota; Fungi; Ascomycota; Eurotiomycetes; Eurotiales; Aspergillaceae. The coding region runs from base 1 to 1263 and encodes 420 amino acids.
AUGCCCAUACUUGGGGCAUCAACGCAGUAUGCCGAACCCUACUCAUCAACCCCAACCCAAACACCUCAUUUACAAACGCUAACCUUAGGAACAACCCCAUUCCAGGCAUACGGAGUCUUCCUCUCAUACUAUCUCUCAACCGAUAUCUUCCCCGGAACAUCAAGUCUGGAAUACGCCUUCGUCGGCGGUCUGAGUAUCUCCUGCGCAAUGCUCAUCGCCCCACUAGUAACAUACCUUGACAAGCGUAUCUCCACCCGCUUCGUGCUUAACCUCGGUGCCGUCCUCGAAACCCUCUCGUUCAUAGCCUCAUCGUUCGUGAAGAAGAAUUGGCAACUCUUUCUCGCACAGGGCGUAUGUUUCGGCUUCGGUAUGGGUCUAUGUUUCUGCGGAUCUGUAGGAAUCACAUCGCACUGGUUCGAGAAGAAACGCAGCUUAGUCAAUGGAAUUGGAUCCGCUGGAUCGGGAAUCGGUGGAUUAAUUUAUUCCCUGGCAGUCGGAAAAAUGAUUCCGGAACUCGGUCUACCCUGGUCAAUGCGUACAUUGGGAAUCAUUUGCUUCGUGGUGAAUCUCACUUGUGCAAAUUUACUGCGCGUCCCUUCGCAAACCAGAGCGGCUACAAGCGUGAAAGCGCCGACACUCCCCCUAUCGCUGUUGAAAAGACUCGACUUCGUUCUGUUGCUUGCUUGGGCUUUCCUCAGUGCACUGGCCUACGUCACUUUACUAUUCAGUUUGUCCAGUUAUUGCGUGGCCAUUGGUUUAACCCAGCAACAGGGCAGUCUUGCAAGCGCACUACUCAGUCUAGGCCAGGCAUUCGGACGUCCAGCAGUCGGUUUAUUGAGCGAUCAUUUCGGUCGGAUCUUCAUUUCCAUGAUAGCCUCAUUUCUUGCCGGUCUGCUGUCGCUGGUUGUCUGGAUUUUUGCCAGUUCAGCUGGGCUGACGUAUUUCUUUGCUAUCAUUGUUGGCUUAUUCGCCGGUACGUUGUGGGCAUCUGCUGCUCCCCUUGCUGCGGAGGUUGUGGGGAUUCAACAUCUCGGAGCUGCGCUGGGGGUUAUUUGGUUCGUACUUACCCCUCCGGCGGCGGUUGCUGAAGCCAUUGCUUUGCAGUUGAGAAAUGAGGUGGGUUUUUCGAAGCCUUAUCUUCGGGUUCAGCUGUUUGCGGGAUUUGUUUAUGUUGGUUCUGCGGCUUGUUUGGCCUGGUUGAUGUUUGAGGUUAGGAGGAAGCGAAGGGUGGCUCGUCUUGAUGUGGAUAAAUCUGAUCUCUAA